Molecule: messenger RNA, 1955 nt
Organism: Micropterus dolomieu (smallmouth bass)
Lineage: Eukaryota; Metazoa; Chordata; Actinopteri; Centrarchiformes; Centrarchidae
Product: gamma-aminobutyric acid receptor subunit alpha-2
Exons: 9
Coding region: 1-1368 (455 amino acids)
Biological process (GO): chloride transport; gamma-aminobutyric acid signaling pathway; synaptic transmission, GABAergic
Cellular component (GO): GABA-A receptor complex; dendrite membrane; neuron projection
Molecular function (GO): transmitter-gated monoatomic ion channel activity involved in regulation of postsynaptic membrane potential; GABA-A receptor activity; inhibitory extracellular ligand-gated monoatomic ion channel activity
Source: RefSeq, a predicted model, not a curated record
AUGUGGAGCAGAGAGAGCGCUUCUCCACUUCUCAUCUGCCUGCUGGCGCUCACAGCUCUCUGGAAAACCAGGCCAGUGAAUGCCGAUGCCACAUCUGAUGCCUUUAAAACCAAUAUCACCCUGUUCACACGGAUCCUGGACAGCCUGCUGGAUGGAUAUGACAACCGUCUACGACCUGGUCUUGGGGACAGGAUAACUGAGGUGAAGACAAACAUCUACGUCACCAGCUUUGGACCAGUUUCAGACACAGACAUGGAGUAUACCAUAGAUGUUUUCUUCCGGCAAAGCUGGAAGGAUGAGAGGUUGAAAUUUCAUGGACCAAUGAAUAUUUUGCCCCUCAACAACCUGAUGGCAAGUAAAAUCUGGACUCCGGACACCUUCUUCCACAAUGGGAAAAAGUCUGUGGCUCAUAACAUGACCAUGCCUAAUAAACUGUUGAGGAUCAAAGACGAUGGGACACUGCUGUACACCAUGAGGUUAACUGUGCAUGCAGAGUGCCCAAUGCAUCUGGAGGAUUUCCCCAUGGACUUUCAUUCCUGUCCACUAAAAUUUGGCAGCUAUGCCUACACAAUCUCAGAAGUGACUUAUGCUUGGACUCGAAAUGCCUCUGACUCUGUGGUGGUGGAAGGAGAAAGCUCCCGCCUGAACCAGUAUGACUUGCUUGGACAAACGGUCGGACAAGAAACUAUCAAGUCGAGUACAGGUGAAUACACAGUGAUGACGGCUCAUUUCCAUCUGAAGAGGAAGAUCGGCUACUUUGUCAUCCAGACAUACCUCCCGUGCAUCAUGACAGUCAUUCUUUCCCAAGUGUCUUUCUGGUUGAAUAGAGAAUCAGUGCCAGCUAGGACUGUGUUUGGUGUAACCACCGUUCUCACGAUGACAACACUGAGUAUAAGCGCCAGGAACUCCCUUCCCAAGGUUGCCUACGCCACUGCCAUGGACUGGUUCAUCGCUGUCUGCUACGCCUUCGUCUUCUCCGCUUUGAUUGAGUUUGCCACCGUCAAUUACUUCACAAAGCGCGGCUGGGCUUGGGAUGGCAAGAGUGUUGUGACUGACAAGAAAAAAGAGAGGGCAUCUGUCGUCAAGAAGAAUAAUGCCUACGCUGUAGCAGUGGCCAACUACGCGCCAAAUAUCACCAAGGACUCCAGCACACUUCCAACUAUUGCCAAAGGUGGAGCUUCGGAUCCCAACAAGGCCAAAGCAGACGGCAAAGCUCAAGAAAGCAAGAAGACGUUCAACAGCGUCAGCAAAAUUGACAGGAUGUCAAGGAUUUUGUUUCCGGUUCUCUUCGGCUCCUUCAACCUGGUCUACUGGGCCACCUACUUAAACAGAGAACCCGUUAUAAAGGAUAUGGUCCCCUCUAAUUAGAGGCCAGUUUUAGUGGGUUCUGGUCUGGGGACUAAGAGACGAACCAAAUACCUCCAGCAACUGUGUACACAUACCUUUGCAGAGUGAAGUCCUGGAUUGCAGUGUGAUCCUCUAUCUCCGCCUGUUUUCUACACUGUCUGCAGCACUUUUGAAAAGCCUGGCUUUUGUAAAUGUGUAUGUAUAUUUAUAUUCAUGGUUUCAUGGUGACAUAUUGUGUGAUUACUUCGAUUAGAGUGCAUUUUUCCUUGAAAGUAUGUUUCCGGUUACAGUAUGUGGUCACUGUAUAUACAAGUCAAAUGAAGAGUAGAGAUUAACACUUUAACACAUACGUUUUAUUUAAGAUUACUUCUGUGUUGAAUUUAGCUGGUAAUGCCCACUCUCUUGAUAUUAUAGUAUGUAUUUUUCUUUUGAGUGAAAGGGACUAAUUAUGUCAUAUUUGUUACUUUCUUUGCCAUCUACUGUAAGAGUGACCUAACUUUUUUCUUUGUCUAAGCCAAUGCAAAAACACACUUGUAUAAUAUUGUUAUUAACUGUAACUACAGGUAUGGGGCUGCAAACUGAUCUCCAGAAUUACUGAAACACUUCAA